UUAUACUUAUCAAUCCAAAUCUGAAGAAGACUCACUAAACCAUAAAAAAGAAUCGUACCCUACCGUACCGAAUCGAACCGAUUUUGGUUUUGGUGAUGGAGGAAUCAUCAUCGUCAUCAUCGUCGUCGAAGCAGUCAAAGUACAAAGGGGUGAGGAAGAGGAGAUGGGGGAAAUGGGUAUCGGAGAUCAGACUUCCCAACAGCAGAGAACGUAUUUGGUUGGGAUCUUACGACACCCCCGAGAAGGCGGCGCGUGCCUUCGACGCUGCUCUCUUCUGCCUCCGAGGAAGCGGCGCGAAUUUCAAUUUCCCGGAUAAUCCUCCGGUUAUCGCCGGCGGGCAAGAUAUGUCGCGAACGGAGAUCCGAGAAGCGGCUGCGAGGUUUGCUAACGCGGAAGAGAAUGUGGAGAAGGAGGAAGAGCAAGAGUCGGAGUUGGUGGAGAGUGUGCUUCCGACGGUUGGGUCGGGUAACUUCGCUUCGGAUUUCGGGUUGUUCCCCGGGUUUGAUGAUGAUGAUGAUGAGCUUUCUCCUACGCUUUAUGAUUGCUCCGUCUAUCUUUGGAACUUUUGAAUCCAGAAUUUUACUUUGGAGAUAUAUAUAUAUAUAUGUUUACAAUUUUUUUUUUUGCAAUUUUUGGAACAUUAUUUCGAUUAUGAUUCUUUUGUCUUCCCCCCCCGAAUUUUGUUUGUUAAGGGCCCAAUAUUUGUCUGCAGAUGAUAAAAAGCUUUAAGUCAGAUCACUUUA
This is a messenger RNA of Brassica napus (rape), 743 nucleotides long. Its product is annotated as ethylene-responsive transcription factor ERF017-like. NCBI's taxonomy places the organism in Eukaryota, Viridiplantae, Streptophyta, Magnoliopsida, Brassicales, Brassicaceae. Bases 96 to 569 code for a protein of 157 amino acids. The record is from RefSeq and is a predicted model, not a curated record. Gene Ontology annotation, biological process: regulation of DNA-templated transcription. Gene Ontology annotation, molecular function: DNA-binding transcription factor activity; DNA binding. The transcript has a single exon.